CAUUCUGUUAUAUGUUUUGUCUUUUUAUUAGAAUUUAUUAGCUGUAUCGUGGUGCGUAACUAGAAGAAGAGGCCUUCUUGUAGCUGAUCUUACUCCCGGCUUUCUGUGCGACGCUAGUCUGUAAGGCGUGCAGGAUGUUCUGGAAAGGGUGUAGUCUGAAGCCACAGAAUAAGCCACAGAGUAAGCCUAGAGCCCUGCAGCAAAUUAGGUCAUUACGGGUCAAAGGACUUUGCUCGCCACGCGCCGAGCAAGAAGGGGCCCAGCGCGUAAGCCGCGCACUCCAACAAAUGGUCAUCUCCACAAUAUCCUAACUUCAAUGUUCAAUUACUCCACCACCACCCUAUUAAUACCGGGACAUCUUGCGCGCAUCUUCUUCGCCAUUUCAAGACAGGGUAUUGUCAAAAUCGAUACACCAAAAAGGUCCCGCAUCAAGGGGGCUGCGGAGUACAUGGACGCGAAGGGCAUUCCAUACAGCCAUAAUGACCUGUUCAAGUUCCACGACAUCUCUAAGGAGCAAGGCUGGACUUAUUUAAAUAGGACAGUCGGACGGCCGACCGGAGGCAUGAACACAGUGAAUCGACCACAGAAACCGAGGGAGAAAGCCCCUUUUAAGCCAUUCUCAAGUGCGGCAAGCUUUGUGAACAUCAUUCUGAGACUGAAUUUUUUUAUUUUAUAACGUAGUUCACCACCGAGCGGGUCACCGAACACCAUCACAACGCCUACGCAGCGACAACACAUAAUGUCUCAUUUCUCUCGUGGUACGCGCCAUGAUGCGUGCUGUAGAGUCCGGCUCUUCGACGAAUUUGGUGAACCUUUUGCUUCUCAAGGCCUUCG
Molecule: messenger RNA, 834 nt
Organism: Alternaria alternata
Lineage: Eukaryota; Fungi; Ascomycota; Dothideomycetes; Pleosporales; Pleosporaceae
Exons: 1
Coding region: 317-676 (119 amino acids)
Source: RefSeq, a predicted model, not a curated record